AUUCUUCUCUGCAUAAAUUCACCCUUCUUUGAAGUGUAUCAAACUGUUUUAAGUCCUUUGCAACAGCAUGUAGCUCUCAUAGGAACAAAAGGAUUAAUGGUGUUGGAGUUACCUAAACGUUGGGGAAAGAAUUCUGAAUUUGAAGGUGGAAAAUCAACCAUUAAUUGUAGCACUAUACCUAUUGCUGAAAGGUUCUUCACCAGUUCAUCAUCUCUGACCCUGAAGCAUGCUGCUUGGUACCCCAGUGAGACUCUGGAGCCUCAUGUUGUGCUAUUAACAUCCGACAACACAAUAAGAAUUUAUAGUUUGAGUUCACCCCAGACACCUGUGAAAAUGAUAACUCUUUCAGAUGCUGAUGAGGAAACAUUGAGACUUAAUAAGGGGAGAACAUAUACAGCAUUGAUAGGAGAGACUGCAGUGGCAUUUGACUUUGGACCUCUAGCGGUACUUCCUAAGAAUGUAACUGGACAGAGACAGAAAGAGGAUGUGCUGGCAUAUCCUAUGUAUAUCCUGUAUGAAAAUGGAGAGACGUUUCUGAUCUACAUUAAUCUCUUGCACAGCACCAGUAAUCUUGGCAAGCUGCUGGGCCCAUUGCUGAUGUAUCCUGCAGCUGAAGACAAUUAUGGCUACGAUGCUUGUGCAGUUCUCUGCCUUCCCUGUGUUCCUAACAUCUUAGUGAUUGCUACUGAAUCAGGGAUGCUUUAUCAUUGUGUGGUACUAGAGGGAGAAGAUGAUGAUGAACAGAUGUCUGUCAAGUCUUGGGAUUCCCGAGCUGACCUCAUUCCAUCACUCUAUGUGUUUGAGUGUGUUGAAUUGGAACUUGCUCUGAGACUAGCUUCCAGAGAAGGAGAAGAACCUAUAGAAUCAGAUUUCUCCUGUCCAAUGAAAUUGCACAGAGAUCCCAAAUGCUCUUCUCGCUACCACUGCACACAUGAUGCUGGUGUACAUAGUAUUGGACUCCCCUGGAUCAACAAACUACAUAAAUUCCUUGGUUCUGAUGAAGAAGACAAAGACAGUUUGCAAGAGCUUGGGGCAAAUCAGAAGUGCUUUGUGGAGCAUAUCCUGUGCACCAAGCCUCUACCCUGCAG
Thamnophis sirtalis is the source of this 1088-nucleotide messenger RNA. NCBI's taxonomy places the organism in Eukaryota, Metazoa, Chordata, Lepidosauria, Squamata, Natricidae. The record is from RefSeq and is a predicted model, not a curated record.